Molecule: messenger RNA, 1029 nt
Organism: Phalaenopsis equestris
Lineage: Eukaryota; Viridiplantae; Streptophyta; Magnoliopsida; Asparagales; Orchidaceae
Source: RefSeq, a predicted model, not a curated record
AAUUGGCUCCCCUUUGGUGUCUUGAUCAAGCCACAAUCAAAAUACUGCUCUAAUGUCACACAACAAUAUGAAGCAAGCAUGGCAACAAAAAUGGCUAAACUUUGUAGUCGGAUAUAUAGAACUAAAGUUGUCGAAGCAAUUAAAGCAUUGAAAAAUGCACUACCAUAUUCUGAAACGGUAUUGAGCCAAACCAGAUUGACUGGUGAACCCUCAGCUCAUUCUUUUGUUCAUAUUGAGGGUUUCGGUCACUACUUACUCCAUCCUCAAACAUAUCAUCAGCUACAUGAGGAAAUGAUUGGGAAUCUUCUGAAAUCAAACCCACAUGUGGCGAAUGAGCUGCUUGAAUACAAGGGCCUAGCCAUUGCGCCUAUGGAUUUUGCAUACAUUGUUCCUCAAAAUAGCUUGAACCCAUGCUCCAGUUUAUGACGUUCAUGUGCCAGAAGGCUACUCUAUCUUCUUCUUCUUCUGUUUCCCGUUUGACAAAAGGAAUGAGAUGUCAAGACUCAGUGCUCUCCAACAAAAUUGAAGGUACAAUAUGAAAUUGCUAACCCCAUGAAAGUAGUAAAUUUCACUUUAGGUGCUUUGAACACACAUCUAUUGAUUUUGCAGGCUGUGUACAUAUUACUACUGAUCGUCAUUCUGAAAAAAGCUAGUAAAUAUCCAACUAUACCAGACCUUAAUUCCUUGUUCUUUUCACCUUCGGAAAUCCCUGAACAACCUAAUGGUUUUACAACUAAUAUAAACACCAAUUAUUUUAUGAACAUAGAGGGGGAUAUAACUAAUCAGAAAUCUAUUCAUAGCUCUACAAAACUAAAUGAUAAUUGCCCUACUUCUGGUGCUCUGCGUUAUGCCCUACAUGUUUGUUUCCUAUGCCCCUUUUUAAGGAAAUGUUGCAAAGCAAUGCAAAUAUGCCAAUCGGAUCCCUUUUCGGUGCCAAAGAGAAAUAAUGGAGCUGUUGAGGGAGAGCGUCACUUCUAUUUGUAUAAUGAUAUGAGAGUAGUGUUUUCUUAACGCCAUUUUGAUGCAGAU